This is a messenger RNA of Vanessa tameamea, 930 nucleotides long. RefSeq lists its product as uncharacterized. The record is from RefSeq and is a predicted model, not a curated record. Gene Ontology annotation, biological process: chromatin remodeling. The transcript is spliced from 3 exons. The coding region runs from base 1 to 930 and encodes 309 amino acids. Gene Ontology annotation, cellular component: nucleus. Gene Ontology annotation, molecular function: catalytic activity. Lineage: Eukaryota; Metazoa; Arthropoda; Insecta; Lepidoptera; Nymphalidae.
AUGGACAGUAAAAACCAUACGAGUGAUAGGGCUAGGGCGUACCCCACAGGCGACGCGCAGGGGCAGCACCCGGCUCCUGUGGGAAAUGGACCAGGGUUGUCGCACCGGAACGGGCGGGUGCGACGUAAGAAGCGAGCUCGAAGUGUGAGAGAGUUAAGAUUGAGGUGUGCAAGUUGGAAUGUAGGAACGGUGUCUGGAAGAGGAAGAGAGCUAGCAGAUGUUUUAAAAAGGCGACGGAUAAAUGCAGCGUGCCUGCAAGAGACAAAGUGGAAGGGUGCAAGGGCUAGGGAAAUAGGAGAAGAAUAUAAAUUAUUCUAUUGUGGAAGUGAUAGCAAGAGAAAUGGUGUGGGUAUAGUUUUAGAUAGUAGGUUGAAAGAAUGUGUGGUGGAUUCAGGCUGUGAGGAGAGCGUGAAAGAAAAGUUUUGGGAGGACUUUGAUUGCCUGCUGAUGAAUUUACAGGAUAGCGAGGAAGUAUACGUGGGUGACUUUAAUGUCCAUGUAGGAAGAGAGAGUGAUGGAUAUGAGAGAGUGCAUGGUGGGUGGGGAUUAGGAAAUCGGAACGCUGAUGGCGAAGCACUUUUACAAGCUGCCUGUGCCUUCGACCUGGCUAUAACAAACACGUGGUUUAAGAAAAAAAAGGAACACCUAAUAACCUACAAGAGUGGCUACCACGCGACACAGAUAGACUACUUCCUAAAACAGCCAAACACGGCCCCCUCCAAAGACGAAUGUGCUAGUAGAUUUAGGAACCAUAUAGUGGAGAAAGUGAUAGAAAUGAAUGAGAUGGAAGAGAAAUUGGUAGAUGAAUGUUGGAAUGAGAUGGCCAGGCACAUAAGGAAGAUCGCAAAAGACGUGUUUGAAGAGUCGAAAGAAAAAAGUUUGAUAGAUAGGGAUACAUGGUGGUGGAAUGAAGAAGUGCAAAUGUACUAA